Molecule: messenger RNA, 483 nt
Organism: Babjeviella inositovora NRRL Y-12698
Lineage: Eukaryota; Fungi; Ascomycota; Pichiomycetes; Serinales
Exons: 3
Coding region: 1-483 (160 amino acids)
Biological process (GO): protein folding; protein peptidyl-prolyl isomerization
Cellular component (GO): fungal-type vacuole; endoplasmic reticulum
Molecular function (GO): peptidyl-prolyl cis-trans isomerase activity
Source: RefSeq, a predicted model, not a curated record
AUGGAAGGCAACACACAGAACGUCCUCGGAACCUUAUCAUUAGCGUUAUACGAGUCUUAUGUCCCCCAGACAGUGUUGAAUUUUGUGGGGUUGGCUUCCGAUGAACAUGGCCAUGGGUACCUCAACUCCGUUUUCCACCGUAUCAUUUCUAAAUUCAUGAUUCAGGGAGGUGACUUUGAGAACGAAAACGGGACGGGGGGCUAUUCUAUUUACGGGAAAAAGUUCCCGGACGAAAAUUUCCGUUUAAAACAUGACCGUGUGGGCAGAUUGUCCAUGGCCAACAGUGGCCGAGACACGAACGGCUCGCAGUUUUUCAUCACUACCGUGCCCACCCCUCACCUUAACAACAGACACGUUGUGUUUGGCCAGUUGAUCGACGGCAUGGAUGUCUUGCACAAGAUUGAAAACACAACUGGAUCUGGAUCUCGAGGUGGUGAUUCCGGCGGCGACCUACCUCAGAUUGGCCCAGCAGAAGGAGGAUAA